AAGUAAGAUAUGGAUUUUUUCUAAAGUCAUUCUGUAUAUGUAAUAUUUCUGUAUAGAAAUGGGUAAUGGAUUACAUACAUGGUGUGAAGAAAUGGCUCCUUUUACUGCUGUUCAGCGUCGAAGCAGCGUCCCACUCCCUCCAAUACAUCAUCACUGCAACCACUCCAGGAAGAGAUUUCCCAGAAUACACUGUGGUUGGUCUGGUGGAUGGAGAGCAGUUUGUGUACUAUGACAGCAACAUCAAGAAGAUGGUUCCAAAGACGGGGUGGAUGAAGAAGAAUGAGGGUGAAAAGUACUGGAACAGAGAGACACAGAAGCAGGACGGAGCUCAAGAGAUCUUCAAGGCUAAUCUGGAUAUUUUAAUGAAGAGAUUUAAUCAGACAGACCGGGUUCACACGUUACAGAGGAGGUCUGGCUGUGAGCUGGGUGAAAAUGGCUCUGUCAGAGGAUACUUCCAGUUUGGUUAUGAUGGAGAAGACUUCCUCAUUCUGGAUAGGAGCACGUUAAGCUGGACUGCAGCUCAUCAGAAAGCUGUUAGUACCAAACUCAAGUGGGAGGCUGCUGGAGAUCCAAAUUUCAGGAAGCACUAUCUGGACAACGACUGUGUCGACUAUUUAAAGAAGUAUGUGGAAUACGGCAGAUCCACUCUGGAGAGGAAAGUCUCUCCUGAGGCGUCUCUGUUCCAGAAGGACUCUUCUUCUCCAGUGGUGUGUCAUGCUACAGGUUUCUUCCCCAAAGCAGUGAUGAUCUCCUGGCAGAAGAAUGGAGAGGAUCUGCAUGAGGACGUGGAGCUCAGAGAGACGCUACCCAACCAGGACGGAACCUUCCAGAAGAGGAGCGUUCUGACUGUCUCACCUGAGGAGCUGAACAAACACGACUACACCUGCAUCAUUCAGCACAGCAGCCUGGAGAAGGAGAUGGUGCUGCAGGUGUCUAUUCAAGCCCUGCCAGGAGACAGAAAUCCAUUAGAUGGUGUGUUAGUCCUGGUCAUCAUUGUUGUUGUGGCUGGUCUUCUCCUUAUCUGCAUUGUCCAUUUUGGAGUUCUCAUUUGGUCUGCCUCUGGAGGCAACUCCAGGAGUCUUCAUGCUGCUUUGACAGAGUGAAUCUUUCUUAUCCGGUGAUAUAGAAGCUAUUUCAGUGUCACAUAUCAACAUUCAGUAUGUGGUCACUUAGUUAAUCGUCCUCAUGGUCAUAGAAAAUCAUGAUGAUGUUAACUCUGUAGUACUGCACAUCUGUCUAAUCUGUAUUUUCAGAUUGAAGGAAAAUUGUGCUUCUGUGAUACUGUAAGCCCUACGCAUACUCUGCAUACAAUGCAGCCUGAUGUGCACCUCCCCCAACUGAUUGGUCUGCUUGGUAGCAUUUCCUCCUAUGCAUGUCUGGUUUCUUUUUCUUUGCCUCUGUGUUUAAAUUCGGUUGAGAGUAACAGGUGCUCUGCUAUCACAAGUAUAAAUGAUAAGACCAAACCUGUUCUGUAGUGUUUUAAGCUGUAGCCUGCUAGGCUAAGCUAAUGUGAAUGUAGCAAGGCUUCCACUGCAGUACAUCAGUUCCAGUGAACUGAUGCCUAAAAACACUCAUUUAGGAUAUAAAUACUCAUGUCUGAGAGCACAAUUUUGAAUGUGUGGUGUUGAAGUGAUAGAGAUGUCAUAAAAUAUAGAAUCGGUGUAAUUGCAGAGUUAUACAGAAACACCAAUGUACAGGUGUAAACAGUCACAACGGUGUAGGCCACCUCUGUAGGCUACAAUGUAGACUCUGCAUUGAUUCAAGGGGGGCAAAUUGGCCUUGAAAAUCUGUGAAAAUCACUGUGAAAUUCACUGUGUUUGUAGAGUGCUUGAUCCUUGGAAAAGCAGCACAUCACCUUUGUGGACUGAACCGCUGGUGUUGUGUCUGGGUGCAAGUUUGUUUUGUCUGUAAGAUUUAUGGAAGGGGCGGGGUAAGCCUUUACUAGGAGAGGUUUAGCUACUUGGUUCCUCAGGAGAACCAAAAUGUCUGUUGAUAAUAAUGUUUUGAGUAGUAGAAUGUGGAAAAUUGAGUCUAUUCAGUUAAGUUGGCACACAGUAGAUCUGUCUUUUAAUAGUUUGCAGGCACAGAUGUAAUAUUAGAUACCAGAUUAGGACCUGGUCCUUCAGCCCUGAGUCUCUCCCUCUCCUACUCUAAUCUAAGGCCUCUACUGGUGUAACUGUUUUGAAACAUGUUUGAAUGCAAAAUGUUUCUGAACGCAUUUACAUUCUUAUAUGAGGUACAGAAAAGUGGCUAGGCUAUACAGCUAGCUGACGAGCCAACUAUUUAAAAAAACUGUAAAGGUCUCUAUAGUGUGCAUGAGAGAAAGAGAUAAAAAGAUACAUAGAGAGAAAAAGAAAUAAACAGCUCUUUAAAACUCAGCACGUUGCACUUUCAACUUCUUGUGUUUUUGAGGCCUAGUGACGCCCCGUCAGCUGUUAGUAAUGGUUUAAAUGUUGUAUCCACUGCUGAAUUGGUGGGGAGGGACCUGUGAUGCUGUCUAAUUCUCUUUCUUUCUCCACUGUCUCUCUUGUAUUUUACUCACAUAUUUCUUUUUAUUAUUCUCAGUUAUUGUUACUUAACUUGUUUUUUUUUGGUUUACUCUGCAGAGAACACUGCUCUGCACAUUUUAUUUCACAAUUACUGUUUAUUUACUGAAUUUAACAUACUGGAGAAAAUAACACUUAUUUAAUAGCAACACCAAAAUGAUGCAGAGAACAGAUAACAUGUCUUUGUUUAUUUGACGGCUUGUUUGUCUAAUAUUUACUUCUGUGGAUGUUUGUGAUCUGAGGCAGUCAGAGGCCCCUGGGCACCGGCCUCAUUGUCCUGGUCUGUGAUCCACCUCUGCUCUUUGUUGAUGUUAUUUGUAAUAGUUCUUUCUAAGUAAAUUUUCGUUAUAAUAUUGUAUGUUUGUGAUUAAAAGUAUUUGAAUCCUGA
This is a messenger RNA of Colossoma macropomum (tambaqui), 2934 nucleotides long. Its product is annotated as H-2 class I histocompatibility antigen, Q9 alpha chain-like. The transcript has 6 exons. Lineage: Eukaryota; Metazoa; Chordata; Actinopteri; Characiformes; Serrasalmidae. The coding region runs from base 66 to 1103 and encodes 345 amino acids. The record is from RefSeq and is a predicted model, not a curated record. Gene Ontology annotation, biological process: immune response. Gene Ontology annotation, cellular component: external side of plasma membrane.